AUGUCUAAAACGGAGGGAAUGGAGGGUAAGUGUGUCUGUGUGUGUUUGGUCAGUUUCCUUGGUCUGUGCGGGCACUCUCCCUAUUUAUAAUUUUUUUAUUUCAUUUUUUACUAUUUUCCGAACCCCACCUGCAGUGUACAUAAAAUUGGUUUGGGGUGAAAUGUUAGUAAAAUGGGUGUUGUCUCGAUUAGGGAUUGAGCCUAUGGAUAGCCAUAUUGGUUUAAAAGCACGUUGCCUGUAUACUUUUCCCAUUUGUCCUUUGCAAGUUGAUUUAUUAAUGUUCUGUCUGUAUACUGUUCUAUGUAAGUUUAUGUCAAAUGCAUUACUUGUCCACAGAGUUAUGGGGACAAUGUAAAUGGUUGUUUGGCUAAUGUGUGAAAUGCAUUGUCUUUGAGAGUUAAUGUUAAGCCUGCUUGCUUGCUAAUGAUGCAUUUGCCUGUUCUUGCAGACCUUGGGACAACUGUGCAGUAUUUCACCUUUGCCAUAGACCUUGUAGAGAAAGGUAAGUUGUCAACAGAAUUUUGGCCCAAUAACAAAAGGCUUAAUAUACGUUUAUAUAAUGAGGUUGUUAACCAAAGAUCCAAUAGGCAUAGAACAGUAUACAUCCCCAUUCUUUAAGCUCUACAAUAAAUCAAGUCAAAACAUGCUAACCUUAGAGUUAAAGGCAUACUAGAGUAGUUUCAAAUUUAGCUGCUUUUCAGUCACCCCUGCUGAUUAAUUCGAACUAUUUUAAAGUCCAUCAAUCUUAGGUUAAUGAAAUGUCUGAAUUACACUGUGAAAGUGGAUGGUUUGGAUGAAUCGGGAAAAACACUACAGAAAAGAAUGUUAACAUUUGUUGGUUGGCCCUGAAUGCAAUAAUAUAUCCAAACAGGCGUCUGAGUUAUGUGCAUAUAACUUAAAUUGUAAAUAGCUUUUUUGAAUUUCUAUAAUAAAGUGCAUGAAUUGUUUCCACUUCCAUUUUUGCAGACAUCCAUCAACCAAACAUGCUGUGGAACUGUAAACGUUUUUCCUACCAUUCCCAAGGAAAUCUUCUCAAACACUACCGUUUAAUACAUAGUCCUUUGGCAUGUUUGUAUGAAACCUGCAUCUGCACCUUUGGCUCUUUGAAUUCACAAAAAAUUCAUUUGUCAAGACUCCAUGCACCGAUACGUGCAUGUUCAGCUGUCGAGACACAUUUGGCGUUCCACUGCCCAAUUUGUGCUUUUACACAACCAUUUGAUGAGAGAGAGCUUUUUGUCACAUUUAAGAGCACAUGUGAAGAAUCAUGAAAUGGUUCAGUGUCCAGUUAAAGAUUGCACAUUAAAACAAAUGUGUCAAGAAACCAUUCCUCUUUAAGCUCUACUGAUUUCAAAGUUGGCAUUGUGAGACAAGCAAGUGAGUCCCUAGAUGGUUUUUCUCAAAGCCAAAUUACAGAUGUUGCAGGUAGCUCCAAGGAUGAUGAAUCAAAUGCGCGGGAUAGCACACCUUCUCUUAAACAGCAGCUGCAGCAAAACCUGGCCUCCUUGCUGUUAAAAUUACAAUCACUUCUUCAUGUGUCACAAAGUGCAACUCAAGAAAUGCUAGUGAACUUGGAUCAACUGCUCUUACUAUCUAAACCCCUAAUGAAACAAACAGUCUCGGAAAUUCUAGAAAAACAUAAUGGUAAUGUGAGCACUGAUGUCGUCAAGGAAAUUGUGAAUGGCAUAGUAGACAAUGACGUUCUUCACAGUUGUACUUCAAAAGAUGGACCUUUGUCAACAGCAUAAAGAAGGAAUACUUAUUAUGAUAGGAAAUUCCCUGUGGUGAAGCCAAUUGAGUACACCACAGAUGGUGCAAAACAUUCCAUAAUGUAUGUCCCCAUCCUCACAAUGUUACAAGAAUAAAAAAUGUAUGUUUUAGAGCAAGCAAUGAAGAAGCUGCACAACAAGGUGGCCAGUAUGCAUCAUAUCGUGAUGGAUAAUUUUGUAAAGACAAUGAAAUGCUUUCUAGUGAGGAGUUUAAGGUUGCUGUUCAACUCUAUAUUGAUGAUUUUUAAGUAGCUAACCCACUUGGUACAUCAAGAAAAAAGCACAAAAUAUGCUGUGUUUACUGGACUUUAGCCAAUAUUCAACAUUGCAUACAAUACAGCUAGCAUUGCUAUGCAAUUUCAGUGACUUGAAGACUUGUGGAUAUGCAAAGGUUUUGGAGCCACUGUUGAAUGACUUAAACAUUGUGGAAACAAAAGGUUUAUAUGUUGACACUUUUGGAGAAUGUGUUCAAGGUACAGUGUAUGUUGUGGCUGAUAAUUUAGCUGCACAUGGACUUGCAGGGUUCAAAGAGAGCUUUAGUGGAAAAUACAUUAGCAGAUUUUGUCGGGCAAUGAAGGAGGACAUUCAAACAUAUGAGGCAAGGACUUUCGAGAUGAGAACAAAAGAAAGCCUUGAUAAUUUAUGUAACGAUAUACAGUUGAAGUCGGAAGUUUACAUACUCCUUAGCCAAAUCCAUUUAAACUCAGUUUUUCUAAAUUCCUGACAUUUAAUCCUAGUAAAAAUUCCCUGUCUUAGCUCAGUUAGGAUCACCACUAUAUUUUAAGAAUGUGAAAUGUCAGAAUAAUAGUAGAGAGAAUUAUUUAUUUCAGCUUUUAUUUCUUUCAUCACAUUCCCAGUGGGUCAGAAGUUUACAUACACUCAAUUAGUAUUUGGUAGCAUUGCCUUUAAAUUGUUUAACUUGGGUCAAAUGUUUUGGGUAGCCUUCCAAAAGCUUCCCACAAUAAGUUGGGUGAAUUUUGGCCCAUUCCUCCUGACAGAGCUCGUGUAACUGAGUCAGGUUUGUAGGCCUCCUUGCUUGCACACGCCUUUUCAGUUCUGCCCACAAAUUUUCUAUAGGAUUGAGGUCAGGGCUUUGUGAUGGCCAUUCCAAUACCUUGACUUUGUUGUCCUUAAGCCAUUUUGCCACAACUUUCGAAGUAGGCUUGGGGUCACUGUCCAUUUGGAAGACCCAUUUCUGACCAAGCUUUAACUUCCUGACUGAUGUCUUGAGAUGUUGCUUCAAUAUAUCCACAUCAUUUUCCUUCCUCACGAUGCCAUCUAUUUUGUGAAGUGCACCAGUCCCUCCUGUAGCAAAGCACCCCCACAGCAUGAUGCUGCACCCACGUGCUUCACGGUUGGAAUGGUAUUCUUCGGCUUGCAAGCGACCCCCUUUUUCCUCCAAACAUAACGAUGGUCAUUAUGGCAAAACAGUUCCAUUUUUGUUUCAAUCAGACCAGAGGACAUUUCUCCAAAAAGUAUGAUCUUUGUCCCCAUGUGCAGUUGCAAACCAUAGUCUGGCUUUUUUAUGGCGGUUUUGGAGCAGUGGCUUCUUCCUUGCUGAGCGGCCUUUCAGGUUAUGUCGAUAUAGGACUUUUUUUACUGUGGAUAUAGAUACUUUUGUACCUGUUUCCUCCAGCAUCUUCACAAGGUCCUUUUCUGUUGUUCUGGGAUUGAUUUGCACUUUUCGCACCAAAGUACGUUCAUCUCCAGGAGACAGAACGCAUCUCCUUCCUGAGCGGUAUGACGGCUGCGUGGUCCAUGGUGUUUAUACUUGCGUACUAUUGUUUGUACAGAUGAACGUGGUACCUUCAGGCAUUUGGAAAUUGCUCCCAAAGAUGAACCAGACUUGUGGAGGUCUACACAUUUUUUCUGAGGUGUUAGCUGAUUUCUUUUGAUUGUCCCAUGAUGUCAAGCAAAGAGGCACUGAGUUUGAAGGUAGGCCUUGAAAUACAUCCACAGGUAUACCUCCAAUUGACUCAAAUGAUGUCAAUUAGCCUAUCAGAAGCUUCUAAAGCCAUGACAUCAUUUUCUGGAAUUUUCCAAGCUGUUUAAAGGCACAGUCAACUUAGUGUAUGUAAACUUCUGACCCACUGGAAUUGUGAUACAGUGAAUUAUAAGUGAAAUAAUCUGUCUGUAAACAAUAUUUGGAAAAAUUACUUGUGUCAUGCAAAAAAGUAGAUGUCCUAACCGACUUGCCAAAACUAUAGUUUGUUAACAAUAAAUUUGUGGAGUGGUUGAAAAACAAGUUUUAAUGACUCCAACCUAAGUGUAUGUAAACCUCCGACUUCAACUGUAGAAUCUGGCAUAAGUGCAGAGAACUAUUGUGUGAAGAGUGCUUGUGUUUUUUUCACAGCAACUACAGAACUUUCAUACAACAAGUGGAUUUCCUCCAGAUAUCCUUCAUGAUUUCCUAGAAGGUAGAAAUGUCUCUGUGUCUACAAUAAUUAAUUAGAAAGAAGUGUUUCUCGUUAAAACAAUUGAACAUUGCUAUUGUCAAGUUUCCUUAUGAGAACAGUGACAGAGUUGAUCGACCUCAGCCUAUACCUAAGAGCUUUGUAAAAAGAAAACGAGGCAAUGGCCACGAAAAUCUCACAUUGCUUAGGCUGCUUCCUGCAAUAAUUGGCUACGAGGUACCAGAGGAUGAGAGUGCUUGGGAGAUUUUGAUGGAUUUGAAAGACAUUGUGGAACUAGUAUUGUGUCAUGUGUUCACAGAGGAAGUGAUUCAGUACUUGACUUUAAAGAUAUCCGAUCAUAGACAACUACUGCAGAAGGUAUUUCCACAUGUCCAACUGUGUCCAAAGUAUCACUUCAUUGAACAAUAUCUACAAUUGUACAUUUCUGGACGAUCAGAUUUGAAGGAAAGCAUCAAGUAUUUAAAAAGAUUAUACAUGACGCACAAAACUUCAAGAACCUUAACAAAACCCUUGCGCAAAGACAUCAUAGAAUGAUAGCAUAUCAUAUCAUAUUUUUUAACACUCUUCCGACUGUAGCACAGGAUUAUAUUCAGGAAAUAACUGACAGCACCUCGGUGUACAGCACUUCACAUGUUGUUGUAGACAACACACAUUUUGUCAGUGGCAUGUUUGUUUGCACUAGACUACAUGGUGGUUUGCCCCAAUUCAAACAAAUUGGAAACAUCAUACUCGUCAACAAUCAAACUCUGUUUCUAUGCCAAAGCUGCCAGUCUUGGUAUAUAGAGCACCUGCGCUCCUAUGAGGUGACAACAGAAGAGUCAUAUGUUGUAACAACACCAUCAGAUCUCCAUGACUUCAUGCCUCUAACUGCAUACAGACUGAAUGGACAACUUGUCCUUACUACUAAGCACUUCAUACUUUUGAGCAGGCAGAAAAGUAAUCUUUGUUCCUCUGUCCUACAGCGACUCAGACUGAGAGUCCACUUAGGAGACGGAGGCAUUGAAUGGGUGACACUCCCCUGUCGUCCAGAUUCUGUCCCUCAACUGACUAAUUUACUGCGUGACAAAUUAGAAAUUCCAUACAGUGUCCUUGUCCAGUUUGAAGACCCUGAUUUUGGUUGCCAGCUAUGCAAUCUGACCAGUAUUCAUGAACUACAAAACAUGGGAACUGUCAAAUUGAUCAGAGUAAUGGACUAUAGCUCAACUUCCGACUCUGCAGGGAAAAGUGACAGUGGAGAGACCGACAGCUGCCUAACACCCCAAAGGGAAAGUGCAUGGCCAGACGUGUUUGUGGAUCCCAACUUUCCACAUGACAUAGAUUUUGCUCUCAGGGAAGGCAAUGAAGCUAAAGAUCUGCAUGGGAAAUGCCUUACUUUAAACUAAGAGCAAAAACAUACGAUUCUUGAGGGCAUGGCUAGAGCAAUAUUUGAAUACAAGGCGUACCCUUGCAGCAAGGAGAUUAAAAGUGCUGAUGAAGCAUUUGUUCAGAAACAUCCAUGCCUGGAAGAGUCUGGCUCCAAAAGUAGCUGUGAUGGAUGGAGAGACAGCUUGGUGUUCAAAAUGGGCAAUUUCAGAAGCAAACUCAGCAAGUCAGGGUGUCCAGAAGUGAAAGUUAACAGUGGCAAGAGAAGUAAAAGUAGCCCAGAUGGCGACUCGCCACAUUCAAAGAUAAAGUGGCCUCGACAAGCAGAAGUAAAGCAGUUUUCAAUUGCCUUUGUACUUUGUUUUAGGUAUGUGCAGAGUACCAUUGCAUCACAAACCAGCAACUCCGGGAUUCGUUUUAUUCCAUGUUGGACCAACACACAGAACGCUUGCUAGCCCUAUCCAGAGAGAAGCAGGGAAAGACUGCAAGAAAUGGACAGAAGAUAGCUGCCAUUCUGAAUUUGUACAGUGAUACCCUUACACAGAUGUAUAGUUCAUGUUUCUCUGUAGCAACCACGUGACGUGAACACCGAUGAAACUGUUGUCCUCAGAUGUCUUCCAGCAAUACUCCAAGAGGAUGACUAUGUAGUGUUCAUAACAUGCACGGUGGGUUGUGUUUGUGUGCGAAGUUGUUCAAAUAUUAUUUGACCCAAAAUAAAGGAGGGGAGAAACUACCUGUGUGUCUUCAUAAGAGUUUAUUGUGACAUGAUCAUAAUAGUUUCAUGUUCUUUCUCAGGAGUGAACAUCCCAAGACCCUGCACACAUCAAGAGACCAGCAGCCAUCAUCUCAGUCAUUGAUGACAAUGGAGAUAUAGCUGCUAUGCCAUUCCAUCCAGGAAGAGUCUACGUGGUCCUUGAGGAAAAGGUGGUUAUGAAGGAUUUCCGGUGCUGGCCUGAUGCACUUGUAUGUUUGUACGGGCUAAUGUACUCACUCCAACAUGGAUACCCGAAUUGCAUGAAGAACAUGUUUGGGUUUAUAUAA
Coregonus sp. 'balchen' is the source of this 6583-nucleotide messenger RNA. Lineage: Eukaryota; Metazoa; Chordata; Actinopteri; Salmoniformes; Salmonidae. The record is from the annotation of a GenBank genome assembly.